This is a messenger RNA of Rhodamnia argentea, 1476 nucleotides long. RefSeq names its product WAT1-related protein At2g39510. The transcript is spliced from 7 exons. Gene Ontology annotation, molecular function: transmembrane transporter activity. Bases 149 to 1294 code for a protein of 381 amino acids. NCBI's taxonomy places the organism in Eukaryota, Viridiplantae, Streptophyta, Magnoliopsida, Myrtales, Myrtaceae. Gene Ontology annotation, cellular component: plasma membrane. The record is from RefSeq and is a predicted model, not a curated record.
GUAGUGGAGUCCCUAGACUUCGAAAGGGAUACCUGCUGGGAUUGAUUCCCUUUGUCCCCAUGCAGAUGGUGUUUAUAACCCGAGUCAUCUGCAUGAAAGCACCAGAACAGAUUAACACGAAUUAGAGAAAAGGGUUUGAGUUUGAAGGAUGAGUGAGGAUAGGGAAAGUGUGGUUCGGGCCAUGAACCGGGUCAAGCCAUACUUGGCGGUGGUGCUCCUGCAGUUCGGGUUCGCGGGGAUGGCGAUAGUUGCCAAGUUAUCCUUGAACCGAGGGAUGAGCCAGCACGUGUUCGUCGUCUAUCGCCACGUGCUCGCCACCGUGGCCAUUGCUCCAUUCGCCAUCCUCUUUGAGAGGAAGACAAGGCCAAAAAUGACGAGGUCCAUCUUUCUGAAGAUCUUGUUGCUAGGCUUACUAGAGCCGGUGAUGGAUCAGAAUCUGUAUUACACGGGAAUGAAGUACACAACUGCGUCUUUCACGGCCGCCAUGUCCAAUAUGCUUCCUGCUUUCGCGUUCCUCAUGGCCUGGUUUCUCAGGCUCGAGAGAUUGAGCAUAAGAAGCAAGCACAGCCAAGCCAAGAUAGUGGGAACCCUGGUCACCAUAGGAGGAGCGAUGCUCAUGACUCUAGUGAAAGGUCCUGUUCUUGAUCUUCCAUGGACAAAAUCAGCGUCAACACACGUUGAUUCCAAUGGUGUUGUGCAAAAACCAAUCAAGGGUGCUGUUAUGAUCACCGCAGGUUGCUUCUGUUGGGCUUCUUUCGUCAUUCUCCAAGCGAUCACGCUGAAAUCAUACCCAGCAGAGCUCACAUUGACGGCUCUGAUAUGUAUAGCGGGGUCGUUCCAAGGAGCGGUUUUUGCUUUUGCGAUGGAAAGAAGCAACUUGGCUGCUUGGUCUCUCAAUUUUGACGUCAGGCUCUUGGCAGUUGUCUACAGCGGGAUCAUAUGUUCUGGGGCGGGUUUCUACAUUCAAGGGGUGGUGAUGCAGAUAAAGGGGCCAGUUUUUGUGACUGCCUUCAAUCCUCUGCACAUGGUCCUGGUUGCAAUCCUGGGAUCCUUCAUUUUACAUGAGAUCUUAUACCUUGGAAGGGUUAUUGGAGCACUUGUGAUUGUUCUUGGCCUGUAUCUUGUCCUGUGGGGCAAGAGCAAAGAUGAGCCUCCAACAGGAGGCAGUGAAAAGCAAGAAACAUCUAAUCUACAACUAGCCAACACAAGUCUUGGAGAUGAGAGUGCAGAGACUGCUUCUUCCCCGUAUGUUGUGGCCGUCACCAAAGUGAGGCCAACCGACGAAGCCGUUUGAAGGGGACUAACAAGCUCUAAAAGUAACAGCAAUUCAGGAACUUGAGGUUCUUCAAAAAGGAUAUCUGACUUCAAUGUUCUGCUGUUUUGUCAUGUUUGUUGCGUUUUCUGUGAAGUAGAUGUUCAGCGCUUACAUACGCUUUUACCAUUUUCACUCAAUAAAGCCAAAGCCACCAUUUUGCA